GGUAGAAACAGUAUCGAGCAUCAGCAGACGGGUUACUUGAGAAUGGCGGCUGCUGCCUGCAGUCCGCAGAGUGCACUGAACCCAUGCACUGGCAAACUGCACAGAGAUCAUCUGCGGAAAAGUAAAGAUUCGCGGAGGAGACAAGCUGCGCUUUUGUUUCUCACUAAUAUAUCCCUAGACGGACGGCCUGUGCGGAACAAUGCCAGCGCAGCGGGCCCCGGUGAUGCAGAGUUUCAGUGCGCUGACAUCGGCGCGGCUGUGAGUGAACUGUCCGCUGCGGCAAGCACCGAUGGGACCUUCUCCAGCCUCUCUGUCCCCAGACUCGGGCUGCUCAGUGUUCCGCCCAUCCUGGUUCUGCCGUCGGAUUCUGGGUUCAGUAACGUCGGGAGCACCGAAGUGUUCCUGGAGAGGGAGAGAGGCUCGUUCUGCUCGCAGAGUAAUCUCCUGUCCCCGUGCAGUCUACAGCCAACUCCGCUCGGAGCGCGGAAGUCCCCGACGCUGCUGUCGGUGCAGAGCUGCGGCUCCUCGCUGGACUCUCGACCGCGGAGUCGCAACACAUCUGGUUCUCCUCGUCCACGCGCCAUGAAGAAAAACCACUUUAUUAAGAACAUGAGGCAGUAUGACACCAGGGGCAGCAGGAUCGUGCUUAUCUGUGCCAAAAGGUCUCUGUGUGCUGCCUUCUCUGUGCUGCCGUAUGGAGAGAGCUUCCACAUCAGUGACCCUCUUCUGGACGCUCAGCGGCGGAGGCACUCAUCCGGAGGAAUAUCCACCACCCUGGAGAUGCUUCCCGGGCUGGAGGGGGUGGAGCUGGGCAUGUACGGCAGGACGGUGUCAUACGCUCAGUUCCUGUACCCCACUAACGCUCUGGACCGCCACAAGCCCUCAGUGGAUCUCACUCUACCCCUGCCCUAUUCCAGAAACAGCAUCCCACGCAGUUUUCCUCCCUCUCGCCUCAACAGCACCGUCGGUCUGGACCUGGGCCUUGAAGACACUGAAUAUGACCCCAAUAUGCUCAGUGACCCCCAGUGGCCAUGUGGAAAACACAAAAGAGUGCUCAUCUUUGCCUCAUACAUGACGACAGUAAUAGAGUACGUCAAACCGUCAGAUCUGAAGAAGGACAUGAAUGAGACUUUUAAAGAAAAAUUCCCCCACAUCAAACUCACACUGAGCAAAAUCAGAAGUCUGAAGAGAGAAAUCCGUUCAGUGGGAGAGGAGUCUUCCUUGCAGCCAGUCACCAUAGCCAUGGCAUUUGUGUACUUUGAGAAGCUGGUCCUACAGGGACGUCUCAACAAGCAGAACAGGAAGCUGGUGGCGGCCGCGUGCCUCCUACUCGCUGCCAAGAUCAGCAGCGACCUGAAGAAACAAGAGGUCAAACAACUGAUUGACAAAUUGGAGGAAAGGUUCCGGAUUAGCCGUCGGGAGCUGAUUGCUUUCGAAUUCACCAUCUUGGUUGCGCUGGAAAUGGCACUUUACCUUCCGGAGAGCAAAGUCAUGCCCCACUACCGUAGACUGGUGCAGAAGACCUGACGUGUGUAGAGCGGAGGGCUCAGGGCGGUCAUGAACAUGCAAAUGAGAUGCAUAAAGCAGCCGCGAGUGUGCGACUCUGCGUUCCCGUCAUUAUAGUUUCAGGUAUCAGAGCGAAUACACAUCAACACGAAGAGCUGACGUCCCAAAUGAUGCUUUUUAUAGCAAUCGGGCCAGCGGCAUUUGUUUUCAUGGCUGUCUGUUUUUGUGACCACCAUGGGAAUAAUGCUGAGGAAAACAGAAGGUUUUUAACUCUCAAUCGACAAGGGAAGAGUUUAACUCCUGCUACUUCACUUGUGUGAACUGUAUGUGUGCAUGCAUGUUUUUAACAUUCCAUAUGUAUUUACCAAAAUAACUUUUAUUUAAUGUAAACUUCUCCUUUUGUACAGAACCACCUACCAUUCACUGUAACACUAAAGCACUUUUUUAAACUAUACAUUUUUUAAAUGUAAACCUUAUGCAAUAAUAAUAAUAAUAAUAAUAAUAUAAUUAGCACAGAUUACAUAAUAUAUAUGCACUUACUUUAGUAGCGUACUCAGAAAGCGUUAUUGAGUGACUAAAUCUACCUUGGUAUUCAAACUUAAUAUGUUCAUUGUGUUUGGGGCUCCAUUUUACUGUGCAGGGUGCUCUAUAUUAGAGCUGAUUUCAAGAAAAGCACAUUUUCAGUGCAAGUUUUUUUUAUAGAAUUAAAUUUUAAAUUCCACAGAACAAAGAAAGCUCUGAUGAUGCAACUGAGUUUUAUUUUCCUGUGAAUUAUUCUUUUAAGACUUCAUAAUGGCAUUAAUAUAUAUAUUGCCACCACAGAAAUAAAUUAUAUUUUAAGCUAUAUUCAAACAGAAAACAGUUAUUUGAAAUUGUAAUACUAUUUCAUAAUAUUAUUGUGUUUAAUCAAUUAAAUGCAUCCAUGGUGAGCAUAUAUAUAUUUUAAAUGCACUGUUUAUUGAUUAACUGCCAUACAAUAUUGUGUUCAGUCUCAGUAUUUCAUUGACAACUAGUAACCAUGCAAUAUACUGUAUCAUGAGAAUUAUCAAAAAAAACAACAAAAAAAACUUGUUACUUGUAGAAAUACCAGGCAUUGUGUCGGACUUAAACAAGUUUUCAUUUCUUCCAGCACCCACAAUCUAUGCAAUAUUUUUAGAUUAUUUUUGUCCCAUUUACUCACAAAGCAUCACAUUCCAAAUUCAAAGCACCCAUUUCUCACCCACCUGAUUUAUAUUUCAGUGCAGACUGUGACGCUGUGUGAAAAGGUUGUGUGUUAGUAGCCGAUUUGCUGCUUUGUCCUUUAUAGACUCAUGUAUUUUACAUACUGUAGUCUCAAUCAAUACAUCCUUGUGUUUACUUACAUGAUGUUCUGGUAAUGUUGUCUACUAUCUUAUAUUUUCCUAUGUAUAUGUAUUUUUGAAAUGAGACAUUAUUUUCCAGAAAUGUUAUUUUUUUUCUCCUCCUUAUCCAGAUAUUGUGCUAAGCGAGACAUUUGCACUUUUUAAAGCAGCAUGUAUGCUAUGGUGCCAUCUAGAGGAAGCGAUUUACAAUCACAUGUUGUUAGAAAGUGGAUUUUGCUACAUAACAAGCAUCCUGCUCAUUUACUCAGGAGAUACGUAAAUCAGUAGUUUGGACAGUUUUCCAGGUUUUGUUACUUUGUUAGCAUGUGUGCUGAAUUUUGUGACAGAGAGCCCCAGAACAAACUAAGAGAGCAGGUAUUCAUGGAUAUGAAAUCUAAAAAAAUCACAUUUACACACAUUCAUUUAAAGUGCCUAGGAAUUUUUGUAAUGAAUAAUUUGGUAAAGAGAGGAAAUGGAAGUAAAAGCAAUUUUAUUUAGUUUAUUUACACUGUGAUAUUUUUAUAGUCUCCGAUGAUGAAAGGCAAAACCUACGGUGGCUGAGAGAGCUCAAUGCACUGCAACUGAAGAAAACACAUGCACUCCAGCAAAUUAAGAAAACCUCUUCAUCAGUUUGACAACACAUGUGCUGCAAAACUGAAAAUGCAACCAACUAAUUUGCUGGUGUUUUUUUUUUUUUCUUUCUAUUUUCAUGUGUUUUGUUCAGUUGUUCUCUCUUGGCCACCGCACAAAACAGUAAUUACACCAACUGUAUUUUUUUUGUUUUUGUCAAGAUUUUGACAAAACAUCCGUCACUGGACAGAUCAUAUUCUAAGAGAUCAUUAUUAUUUUUAUUUUUGCAUGGCAUCAUCAGGAUAUUUAAUCUGCUCAUUAUGAUAAUAUUCCAGCUCAGACCGUUUCAGCUGUAGCCAAUCAAUGAGUCGUUCAGUGUUUGAUAAGCGUUAUAUCUCCAUUGGAUGUUUCAGUUGUGCCGUCGAAAGGUCAUGAUUUCAAAGGUCAGAGGUGAAGGAGAAUGAAUCCUCAAGAGAAAAGAAAACAGAUAGCACAAAAUGCAUUUCCUCUGAUCUCUUCCAUGGAGUCAAACAGAUUUAGCUAAUCUUCCAUUCAUGAAUUACGAUAGGAAGCCUGGGAAGGACGCCAGCAGCAGAUAAGAGAUACGUUGUAUUGUAGCGCUGCUGAAAUCAUGUGAGUAUUUUUCCUCUGCUGAGGUAGAGAUGUAACUUCUCUCACUGAUGUCUUGUAAACUAGCACCUUGAGUACAGCCAUCUUUUUAUGUGCUUCUUUGCUAUGCUUUCUCUGAUCAUACCUGUUAUUUCUAUAUGUAUUUACAGGUGACAAUGUGUAUGAAGAAUUUUAUUUGUCUGUUAAUUGUCAUAAUUGUUGAGUUGUCCUGCACUUUCAUAAAUAUAUUUUGUAAAAUCACUGACAA
Megalobrama amblycephala (Wuchang bream) is the source of this 4293-nucleotide messenger RNA. It is a transcript of the gene cables2b, whose product is annotated as Cdk5 and Abl enzyme substrate 2b. Gene Ontology annotation, biological process: regulation of cell cycle. The coding region runs from base 43 to 1527 and encodes 494 amino acids. NCBI's taxonomy places the organism in Eukaryota, Metazoa, Chordata, Actinopteri, Cypriniformes, Xenocyprididae. The record is from RefSeq and is a predicted model, not a curated record. The transcript is spliced from 9 exons.